AUGAAGGACAAACCAGAUGUGGAAACAACAGUAAAAACUGAAAUCAAAACUUUAAAAGAAGCUAGUAGUAAUGAACUUCUCCCUUCAGAAAUAAUUGAGCCCAUAAAAAUAAAGGAAGAGCCAGUGUGUCCAAAAGUCGAUGCAGGGAAACAAAUAUUUAAAAACUUUGUCCAGUCUUUUCUGAAACAUUUCCAGCUGAAGGAGCCAACAUCAGGGUCACAAGAAUACAGCAUGGUCCUUAAACUUUCUGCUGAUGAUUUUAAAAUCCUGCGAAAAUUUGUGACAGAAGAAAGUAAAGAUUUGCACAGCCUCUAUGAUUCAAACGACAUUCUUACUGGCAUGAUUGAGACUGUGUCAAGAUCACAUUUGGGAACAAUGGGGCAAAUAUCCAUUUGGUUUGAAGACCGAUAUGGAGCAAGUAUUGAUGCAGCCCUAAAGAUGGUUGCAGUUCUUUUAAUGGCCUCAGUAUUUGCAACGCUGGAAAUGAAGCUACAGAUGUCAUGGAGACAAAGAUUUAUGAAGUUGAUAGUUCUAGCUUUCAUUGUCAGCAUCCCAAUGACCUGGUUUGAACUCUAUAAGGCAGAACAAAUCAAACAGCAGACUGUGGCUAUGAAGGAUGUCCCAGCGGAGUGUGUGAAGAAUGACUCCAUCAGUGAUAACUGGCUCGGAGCAGCAUCCCAUAUUGUCACCUCCAUGUUUACCCUAAAGGAGGACAAAUGUCAGAAGUAUUAUGAACACAUGAUGAUUGACCCCAUUGUCAAGGUCCCACCCACGAAGGCAGUGGGUGUCACAUUUGUCCGUUUCUUCCUUUCACCCCUUAAGGACGUAGGAGCUGCUCUAAGCACAUUCAUAAGAGAACUCCUGAUUGAUCUACCAGUCACCUUGUACCCAGUAGCCAUGAUCAUGGUGGUAGUGUUUCUAUUUCUGUUCCUUUUCAUGAUCUUCGGCUACAGCAUUAAGUUACCUUUCUUCCUUUCCAUCGAGCCUUCUCCAUAUCAUGGGAUCACUGGAAGUGCCUCUAGUCAACUGGCCAUUGAAGAAAACACUAAAAAGUUGAUGGAACAGAUGCAAACAAUGCAACAAACACUUCAGUCAAGGGAAGAAGAGUUUAAAGCCAGAAUGAAUCACUUUGAAAGACUUCAGAAAACUGCCAUAGAAUACUCAGCAUCAAUAAAUGUACCUGAUGCGCCAUAUCCAACAGUCCCAGCAGCCACUGUUCCAAAGGCCGCCAUAGGAUCUAGCAGCCAAUACACAACACAAAUCUUCCAGGAAUCGGGUGAUGGUGAUACUCUUUUAGUGGUAGAAACUACUGAGGUCAAAUCUCCUAUUCCUUGUUCUGAGUCAGACAUUGAAUCUUCUAUGGAGGAUACUGUUAGUAAACAUGUGGUUAAUGUGCCACGUACUACAAAUUCUCAGUCUUCUCCUUCUGGAAGGUCUAUAAGCAAACUUCCUGUAAGCACGAAAGGCAAAUCCGGUGAUCAUUUGCCAACCCAGAUUAGUUCUGCUGGCAGGACAGACAUUACGCAACCUCAGACUUUGACAGCUUUUUCAUCAGAAUCAAUUUCUCCACAUGAAGCAAAUUCUAGCUAACCUAAGGAUCUUUAUGUUGUAUGGAGUAAAUUCAUUUGUCUCAUAAAUAUUUCUUUGCUUUCACCAGUCAUUUUUGUCGAAAUAAAAUUUU
Molecule: messenger RNA, 1681 nt
Organism: Saccostrea cuccullata (small rock oyster)
Lineage: Eukaryota; Metazoa; Mollusca; Bivalvia; Ostreida; Ostreidae
Exons: 6
Coding region: 1-1590 (529 amino acids)
Cellular component (GO): membrane; endoplasmic reticulum
Molecular function (GO): chloride channel activity
Source: RefSeq, a predicted model, not a curated record